Messenger RNA from Linderina pennispora, 883 nucleotides. RefSeq lists its product as uncharacterized. NCBI's taxonomy places the organism in Eukaryota, Fungi, Kickxellomycota, Kickxellomycetes, Kickxellales, Kickxellaceae. The transcript has a single exon. The coding region runs from base 130 to 657 and encodes 175 amino acids. The record is from RefSeq and is a predicted model, not a curated record.
CUGUUUGACUAGCCCCGCCGGGCACACAUACAUCACGGUGCUUGGCAGCUAUUUAUCCAGGCAUAUAUCCAGCCAUUUUCUGGUCAAUUGGGCAUUGACUGCCGAUGACAAGCGGGCCGGGGCGUGUUAAUGGCCAAAAAAUGUGGCCAGCGCCACGCACACAUCUCCACCUGCGGCUCUAGCCUUAUUCUCGCCUCCCUCUUUAUUGCCCACAUUUGCCGAAAAGAACGCACACCUUACUGCCGAAAUUACCGCCUGCUGAGCGACACUGGCAAAAUGGAGGCAGGCGAGUAUGCUAAUCCACCCUGCCCCGACCAUUUUUUUGCAGAAAGCAAAGCGAACGGAAAAGGAUCCGCCUGCCCGAAUAUGCGCUCUCUUUCCUUUUCGGCACUAUUGAUUGUUGUUCCUCACCUGGCCCUUGCCGGGGUUUCACAGUCGCAUACCCUUCAUUGCCGGGUGCUGUCUUUGUCCUUUCAUCUUGCGCAGCGUUCUCGGGUAUGUUGGUUCGCGCUUGGUUUCCGAAAGUGGGCGGGAAAAGGCACCUGUCAUUCAGAGUUUGCAGCACACCCCCGGGUUGCGCAGACCCGAGACGCCGUCACUGUCUGCAUUAAUUGGUUUUUUUCAUCUGUCGGCUGUCUCCGGCAUCUCUCGACAUAAAUACUCCACAUCUGCCCGCUCUUUUUCUCUUCCCGCUCACGUCUUUUUAAUUUCCCCUCCUCUCUUUUCCUGUCGCUCGCACCCCCUUCUAUUGUAUAUUCCUCUGCUCUUCAAUACUGCCUCCUGCCUAUCCUCGCACAUCUUUUUAUUUGCCUCGGGUGCAAUCGAGUAUCCGAUAAUUUUUAGGAACCUGUCUCCUUCCCGCACCAAUUACCACGGCCCCUUG